AUGCGCGGGCUCAAGCUGCCCGCAGGCAGCAAAGUGCUGGUCGGCCCAUUGUCCUACAAAGAGGACGCCAACCAGAUUGGCAGCCACGUGCGGAAGCUGCUGGGCACCAACCACCGCGUUGUUCUCAGCAGCGAGGUUGUGAGCGGGCAGGCAGAGGCCGACGCGACCGUGCGGGUGGUGGUGCGCAUGGGGAGCGGCACGAUGGCGCGCGAGGCGGCGGAGCAGCUGCAUGGGCGGGCGUUCGAGUUUGGUUACAGCGAGAGCCCGCUUGGCGGGGGCUUGAAGCUGGGCGUGAAGGUUAUGUACCAGUCGCGGCUGCGGACGUCGCGCGGGGUGUGGGGGGCAGUCGGGGGGGAGGUGGAAAGGCUCAAGAGGGAGGUGUGGGGGAGGUUUGUGCGCGUGGGGAUCUUCCAGGAGGGCGGCGAGGGCGACCGAGGGCAUGUGGCGGUUACGGUGGGCGGGUGUGACCGGGCAGCGGUGUGUGAUGCGAAGCGCCGCAUCGCGGGGAUCAUGGCGGGUGAGGUUGUGGCGAGCCCGGGCGCGGGCGGGGUGCCGCUGUGGAGUGACAGGCUGCUCACCGCCGAGGGUGUCCGGGUGCUGCGGGGAAUACAGACUGAGACGGGCGCCUAUGUCCACUACGAUGUGCACAAGCGGCAGCUGGCGGCAUACGGCACGCCCGCUGCGCGGAUCGCGGCACGAGAGCGUCUCCUCGCGCAUCUCGGCGCACUACCGCCGCCACCGCCACCAGCGCCGGCGGAAGAGGCGGGCGAAGGGGAGUGUCCGGUGUGUCUAACGGAGCCGACAGACGCCGUGAUAAUACCGACAUGCGGCCACGCCUACUGCGCCGACUGUCUCUCCGCCUUCCUUGCCUCCACGCCGAGCACGCGCUCCUUCCCCAUCACCUGCAUCACCUGCCGCUCUCCCCUCCCGCUCUCCGUGAUCCCCGCGACGCUGCACACCGCCGCAUGGAGCAACCACGUCCUGACGCACCCAGCAGAGCUCACUUCUGCUCGACGGCCGACUGCACCGGCGUGCUCCCCGCAACGGCCGACGAGGAGGGCGACAUCGCGCUCUGCGGCGAAGUGGCGGCUCGCCAGCGAGUUCGAGGCCGAGCGGCUGUUUGGCGAGUGGGCGGCGGGGCGGGACGUGAAGCGGUGCACGGGGGUGGGGUGCGGCGCGGUGAUCGAGAAGGUCGAUGGGUGCAACCAUGUGCAGUGCCAGCGGUGCUUUGUGCAUAUGUGCUGGGUGUGUGGGGGGCUGUUCUCAAGGGCGGGCGUCUAUGUGCAUAUGAGGAAGGAGCAUGGCGGGAUUGGGCUGGGGGAUGAUGAGGACGAGUUUGAGCAGGUGCCGGCGGAGUGGGUGCCGGCGGUGGGGGGGGAGGAGGGGCAGGGGCAGUGGGUGGGCGGGGAUGGGUGGUAG
Molecule: messenger RNA, 1419 nt
Organism: Morchella importuna
Lineage: Eukaryota; Fungi; Ascomycota; Pezizomycetes; Pezizales; Morchellaceae
Exons: 2
Coding region: 1-1419 (472 amino acids)
Biological process (GO): proteasome-mediated ubiquitin-dependent protein catabolic process; protein linear polyubiquitination
Cellular component (GO): LUBAC complex
Molecular function (GO): zinc ion binding; ubiquitin binding; ubiquitin-protein transferase activity
Source: RefSeq, a predicted model, not a curated record